AUGGGCAAAAGAAUGUUAUGUAUUGUUUUCCCCCUACUAAUAUAUUUUAAUUAUGUGUUGCAUAGAACGUAUGGUUAUAUAAUAGGUGAUGUGAAGGUACAUCAAUUGAAUAAUAUAAUAAAUAAGAGAAUUAUAAAAAGCCGAAAAAUAAGUAUGUUUAAAAUAAAUUUACAAAAUGAUUUUAAUUAUGAAAACAAAAGGUUUUAUAAUAAUAUGAACAGAAAUGUAAUGAAUGAGAAAUCAUUAAAUAAAAUAAUGUUAAUAGGAAGAGUAGGAUGUGAACCAGAUAUAAAAAUUUUGAACGGAGGAGAUAAGGUAGCAACAUUUAGUUUAGCAACAAAUGAAUUUUGGAGAGAUAGAAAUACUAAUGAACUAAAAUCGAAAACUGAUUGGCAUAGAAUAGUUGUAUAUGAUCAAAAUAUUGUUGAUUUGAUAGAUAAAUAUUUAAGAAAAGGUAGAAGAGUUUAUGUACAAGGAUCAUUACAUACAAGGAAAUGGCAUACUAAUGAUAUGAACAGUCAACCGAAACAAAUAACAGAAAUUAUUUUAUCAUAUAAUAAAGGAGAUUUAAUAUUUCUUGAUGAUAAACGAAAUUUUAAUCAAAGAAAUAAUUCAAAUAAUAUAAAUUCAGAAAAUCAACAACAUAUUAAUAAUGAACAUAUAAAUAAUAAUAAUAUUAAUAAUGGUAAUGAUUUUAUGCCCUUAAAUUCAAAUGAUAAAAUUAUAGAAGAUAAAGAAUUUACUGAUAGGUUAGAUGAUAAUAAUGAAGAAAAUAAUUUUCAAUCGAAUAGUGAGACAUUUGAUAAACAGGAGGGAAUUUAUGACAAAAUGAAUGUCCAAGAAUUUGAAGAAUGA
Messenger RNA from Plasmodium falciparum 3D7, 855 nucleotides. NCBI's taxonomy places the organism in Eukaryota, Apicomplexa, Aconoidasida, Haemosporida, Plasmodiidae. The record is from RefSeq and is a predicted model, not a curated record.